This is a messenger RNA of Priceomyces carsonii, 2649 nucleotides long. Its product is annotated as chromatin-binding protein. The coding region runs from base 1 to 2649 and encodes 882 amino acids. Gene Ontology annotation, molecular function: protein binding; chromatin binding. The record is from RefSeq and is a predicted model, not a curated record. Gene Ontology annotation, cellular component: nuclear replication fork. Gene Ontology annotation, biological process: DNA-templated DNA replication; mitotic cell cycle; DNA repair. The transcript has a single exon. Lineage: Eukaryota; Fungi; Ascomycota; Pichiomycetes; Serinales; Debaryomycetaceae.
AUGACCGAGGAUAGAAUUACGGCAUUUCCAGACGGAAAUUCUUUCGUGAAGUAUAACUCUUCAAUAAACAAAUUAAUAAUUGGAAAUAGUGAAGGAUUGGUGAAGGUGUUUAAUGUAAAUGAACCGGACUUGGAACCAACGUCCAUUGAUAUAUUAGACAACUUAACCUCUAUUGCACACCAUGGAAACCAAUUAUUGAUUACUAAUACUGAUGGGAAUCUUGAGUUAGUUGAUUUAACGUUGAAUGAGUCUAAAGGAUCUAUUUUCAGGUCUGAGCUUCCACUUAGAGAUUCUGUUUUCAUUAACGAUGGGAAACGAAUACUUUGCGGAGGAGAUGAUAACAAAGUAGCCCUUAUCGAUUUGCAGAAUGACAACAAUGUUACCCAUAUAAAUGUCCCGCAUCAAGUAUUGAAUAUGUCGUACAAUUAUUCUGGAGAAAUAAUGGCAUUAAGCUUGACUGACGGGAAUAUUCAACUUUAUUCUGUAGUCAAUGAAGUUCCAUCUUUGCUUGAGACUAUUCCGAGCAUCUUACCAAAUAAGAUCCAUACUUCUAUGCAUACCAUAGACUUCAUCGAUGAGCAUAAAGAUGAAUUAGUCACUACCAAGACUACUUGGUCCAACAAUGGAGAAUUCUUAUUAGUUCCAACGAGCUCAAAUGCGAUCAGGGUAUAUGAGAGAUCAGACUGGAAUGAUUACAAAAGAGAAUUCAAGGGUACUAAUUCUAAAAUAAUUGACUUUGCAAUUUCUCCAAACGACAAAUAUUGUGCAAUAUUGUAUCUUGAUUCGUCGAUAACAAUCUUUGAGUUUAACAAUCUGAAUAAGAAAAUUAAGGAUAUAAAUGUUCUGUUAGGUUCUCAUGUGCCUAUCAAUUUAGACUGGCAACAUAGGGAUCUCUACGUUGGAACCUCGAAUGGUGAAAUUGUACAAUUUAUCAAUAUUAUAGACAAGCUGCCAGAGAAUGACUUGAAUAGUCUAUUUUUAAACGAAGCAGAAGAACUGGAGGGUGAGAAUAAUACAGACACGUUAUUGAAUGAUUCAGAAGCCGAAGAGGAACGCAAUGCUGAUAACAUAGACAAAGUGUCAGACGAUGAGCUCAGGCUACAUGAGGAAGAUUCGAUGGUAAUUGAUCAAGAUGAUGAGAUAGAGAGCUUUGCGAAGAGUAAUUCUUAUUAUAACAGAGAUAAGUUUUUAGAUGAGGGACAAAGAAAGCGCCAUAAAAGUAAUGGAAAUGCUCGUCACCCUCUGUUCAUCUUACCUCAAGAACCGAACUUAAAGCCAUAUUCUCCUGGAUCUACGCCUUGGAAGAACGAAAAGAAAAAUGCAUCGAAUGCUGAUAGAAGGUAUCUUUUUAUGAAUUCGGUUGGAUAUGUUUGGUCGGUAAAGAAUCUUUCCUAUGAAGACGCUGCCAGUCAGCAAACCAUAACUGUAUCAUUUUUUGACCGGUCUAUUAACAAGGAUUAUCAUUUCAUGGACUCAGAAAAUUACGAUUUAUGCUCUAUCAACUUUAACGGCUUGCUCUUGGGUGCUUCUGGAUAUAAAGAUGGUUCAUCAGUUGGAACUAUAUAUUAUAGAAACCACGAAGGAACUCAAGAUGCAUGGGAAAAGAGAAUCCCGUUGUUGAAAAAUGAAUAUAUUACAUCAGUUGCAAUAACUAAUAAUUACAAACUCAAGUCGGAAAAUGAUGCAGUGAUUGUUGUUGGAACAAACUUUGGUUAUGUGAGGUUUUUCAAUGUUCAUGGAGUAUGUCUCAAUCUUAUCAAGACUACGCCUGUUGUGACAUUAAUUUCAUCUCAGAACAAUACUAUUUUCUCAAUUAAUCAGAUAUCAUCAAAGGUUUAUUGCUACUCAAUCCUUGAUGUUAAUUCAGACUUCAAGUUCAUCCAGCAAGAUGUACUCUUGCCACUCAAGCAGUCACCAAACCCCGAAAUACCUUUAAUCAAAGGUGUCUUUUUCAAUGAGUACAAUGAUCCUUGUAUUGUUCCCGGUAUCGACGAUACUUUGCUUAUACUUCAAUCCUGGCGAGAAGCAAAUAACUCUAAGUGGAUUCCUCUUUUAAAUUGCAACAACACGUUAACCGAACAUGGAACAAACAAGAAUAAAAGACAUUGGAAGUGUUGGCCAUUAGGUCUCUAUAGAGAGCAGUUGAAUUGUUUGAUUUUGAAAAACAAUAGUCAAUAUCCAGAUUUCCCACUUCCACUCCCCGUUGAGCUCAGCAUUAAGUUGCCAGUAUCAAUAUAUCAAAAGCCAAUUCGCGAGAAAGGAAAUGAUAUUUUGGAUGAAGCUGAUGAUGAUGCAACACUCGUAAAUUCAAAUGAAGAUGAUCCCGAAGAAAUGGUUUUGAGAUGUUUAACUAUGGGCAAGAUAGUCAGCGAUUCAUUAAAUGACGAAUUUCAGGAAGAAGAGAGUGAGGAAAUUAUGGAUAGAUUGCAGCAGUAUAGUAUUGUUUUGGACAAAUCUCUCUUGAAGUUGUUUGGUGACGCCUGCAAAGACUAUAAAUUGAAAAGGGCCCUCAGUAUCGCGAAGCUUAUCAAAACUGACAGAGGACUAUCAGCUGCAAGUAAGAUAUCCGAGAGAAUGGAGUUUUCAAACUUAGCUAACAAAGUCAGCAAACUAAGAGAAGCAUUGAUUGACAUUGAUAAUGACGAAUAG